Messenger RNA from Cyphellophora europaea CBS 101466, 375 nucleotides. RefSeq lists its product as uncharacterized. The transcript has a single exon. NCBI's taxonomy places the organism in Eukaryota, Fungi, Ascomycota, Eurotiomycetes, Chaetothyriales, Cyphellophoraceae. Bases 1 to 375 code for a protein of 124 amino acids. The record is from RefSeq and is a predicted model, not a curated record.
AUGUUUGCACACAGCCCAGCACAGCCAGGGCCUUCGCCCGAGUCGAAACUCUCAGCCAAGUUGGAACCGAGUAGUCUCCAACCAGGGACACGCAGGCAAUGGGGCCGCACUGCCCCCACUGAGGGCGUGCACUUCUCGACAGCGCCUCAUCCGGGCGCAGACCGAGCUGCUGAGGCUGUUGACGAUGAUGGCCACAUCGAUCGAGCCCGAGCCGAGGAAAAAGUGAAAGAUGAACUUCAAGAUGAGCAUGAGAGCCAGAGCCAGAGCCAGAGCCAGAGCGAUACUGAGGAACAGCGGAUGACCCUCUACGAUGAGAUGAAUGCCAUCGCUGCGCGCGCUCGUGAAGAAGCUCGCGCUGGAGAACGUGGUGCUUGA